CCAAGCAGCAGCUAAGGAGCUAUUCCCAAAUGAGGCUGGAAAAGAUGCGGUUCAAGAUGGGAAGCGUCCUGCUGUCUCUUCUUUUCUGGUCCAAAGCUGUGAUGGCCCUCUCCCCAGGAGAGGAUGAGAGACUGGAGCUGUGGCACAGCAAGGCUUGCAAAUGUGAUUGCCAAGGAGGUCCUAACUCGGUGUGGUCCAGUGGGUCUAACAGCUUAGAGUGCAUGCCAGAGUGCCCCUACCACAAGCCCCUUGGCUUCGAGUCUGGCGCUGUCACCCCUGACCAGAUCAGCUGCUCCAACCCUGAGCAGUACACGGGCUGGUACUCCUCCUGGACAGCCAACAAGGCUCGCCUCAACGGCCAAGGCUUUGGGUGUGCAUGGCUCUCCAAGUACCAGGACAAUGGGCAGUGGCUGCAGAUAGACCUGAAGGAGGUGAAGGUGAUCUCGGGGAUCCUGACACAGGGGCGCUGUGAUGCUGACGAGUGGAUGACCAAGUACAGCAUGCAGUACCGCACCGACGAGAGCCUCAACUGGGUCUACUACAAGGACCAGACCGGCAACAACCGGGUGUUCUACGGCAACUCGGACCGCUCCUCGUCGGUGCAGAACCUGCUGCGGCCUCCCAUCGUGGCUCGCUACAUCCGGCUGAUCCCGCUGGGCUGGCACGUGCGCAUCGCCAUCCGCAUGGAGCUGCUCGAGUGCUUGCCCAAGUGCGGCUGAGCCCUGCCUGCCUC
This is a messenger RNA of Dryobates pubescens (Downy woodpecker), 733 nucleotides long. RefSeq names its product retinoschisin 1 (gene RS1). The coding region runs from base 30 to 719 and encodes 229 amino acids. The record is from RefSeq and is a predicted model, not a curated record. NCBI's taxonomy places the organism in Eukaryota, Metazoa, Chordata, Aves, Piciformes, Picidae. The transcript has 6 exons.